UGUCGAUGCCACUGCCAUUGGAAAGUGGAAAGUGGGGCGAUCGGUGACGAUUGCUUCAUCAUUUGCCGUUUGGAGCUCAUGUAUCAACCGUUUUACAAAUAAAGCCAGAUCUCAUGGGAUUAAGACUGAACAAAAAUAAUUGCAUUUUGCCAGUACCACUAUAUAUUUUUACUUUCUUUUCAAAAACGUUCAACGGAAGUAGUAUUUUCCAGCCAUCAUGUGUCGACGACUCGACACCUUUUUUGUCUUUUUUUUAAAGUGUAGUACACGGAACGUGUUUUCUUAACGUGAAAAUUGGAAAUUUGAGAUUUAUAGUUAUUGGUAGCUGACCGCUGAGCUUGCAACGUGUUUUAUAUUUCGAUUUUACUGCUAGGUCAAUGAUGCACAGCACAUUUCAUUCAUUAUGGCUAACGCUAGCUUCGAGCUGAGCAAACUUGGUGCUAACGUAUGUUACGUUUUAGCUGGAAUACACGAAACAGCGAAAUGUACUGUUACUUUUCGUUUUUAUUUUCAGACAACACAGAUUGCUCGUAAUGAAAGUUAGUUAACUACGGCAACUAUUUAUGGUAUGGUUCUUUCAAACUGCCAUGGAUUAUGAACAUAAAGCGAAUGUGGUGGCUGAAUGUUUGCAGGGCUACAGGAACGAUGAAUCCAGUUGGAAGGUCUGCAAAAAAUCGAAUGACGUGGUUGUGUCAUGGCGACCUUCGUCAGAGUUCCCAGGGAAUGUUUAUAAAGGUGAGGGAGUUGUAAAUGGCAGCCUGAAGAAAGUAUGGGAGUGUCUGAAACCGAUACCAAAAGGGCUCAGAGUCAAGUGGGACAAUAAUGUGAAAAAGUUUGAACUUUUGGAGCAAAUCACAGAGGACAUCUCCAUCUGCCGAACAGUCACGCCCUCAGCAGCUAUGGGUAUCAUAGCUCCUCGAGACUUUGUAGAUGUUAUUUUAGUUAGGCAAUAUGAAGAUGGCACAAUUUCAUCAAACGCUACUAACGUGAGUCAUCAGGGCUGCCCCAUUCAGUCUGGUUACGUGAGGGGAUUCAACCAUCCAUGUGGCUGCAUCUGUGUCCCCAUAUCAGCAGAGCCCAACAAAACCCAGGUAUUCACUUUCUUCCAGACAGACCUUGGUGGCUUACUUCCUCGCUCUGUGGUCGACUCCUUUUUCCCCUCCAGCAUGAUGGAGUUCUACAGCAAUCUGACCAAGGCUGUUAAAUCUCUCAAAGACCUUUGAAUUUCCAUCCAUCCAUUUUCUGGACUGCUCAUCAUCAUUAGGGUGGCGGGUGAGCUGGAGCCAAUCACACAGGAUGUGUAAGGCGUGUUGCGCCCCUUAAUGGUAGCCAGUCAAUUGUAGGGAUCAUAUUGUCAAACACCUAUUCACACUCACACCUAUGGACAAUGUAGUCUUUAGUUAAGCUAAAGUCUUUGGAAUGUGGGAGGAAGCCAAAACAACCGGAGGAGACCCACACAGCGAAACUAUGAGGCAGACAUGUUAACCGCUAGGCCAACCGUACUUCCCACCGUACUUUUGUUUGAAAUGCAUUUUAAAGGCCAAGCUCACCGGAAAACCUGAGAUGAGUUUAAUGUGUAAUAUCUCAAUCUGUAGGCUACUGUUUUUUUCCAUCUUAACAAAAAUGGACUUGUUCACAUCCCUUUUAAAAAAAUAAAAAAUAAAAAAAAAAGUGUAUGGGUUUAAAAUCUUUCUUGUUCCAACUUGAUUGAUCCAGAGUUAUGUCUGGUUCCUGAGGGUUAAAACCACCAUAUUUUUUUGACCCAUCAGUAUUAAAUAUUUAUGGAACAUACAUUUUAAUAUAUAGUAAGUGUUUCUUAAUUUUCCUUUUGUAAUUGUCCCAUCUGUAUGCAGUUCUGUCUUUGACUGUCGCUGACCUGUGAUGUUAAACAGUAAAAUGGGUAUUGAAAAAAGGCUAUUUUGAUACAGUCAGAAUUUAAGUUUCUUCAUCUUCGUGUUGCCCUGGUGAUCUUUAUCCUGCGUAGAAAGUAAAAGCUCCGUUAGAUUCCCUAUCUUUGGUGUCGGGCAGAAUCCCAAAACCAUUACUUUUCCGGAAAGUUUGUUGAGCCAAUAAUUGCAUUGUCAAAGAGUGUACGUUAAGCCAUUUUCAAAACUUUGAUUGGGCAAUCCUUUGUAAAAAUAAAUAAAUAAAUAAAUAACAGACCCAUGUGGGGACCGACAAAUGGUAUCGAUUUGUGAAAGAUAUGAAAUUGACCGAAUUUGGACACAGGAGGUUUCGACCUGAUGCCAACACUAUCAAAAGCUGGCUUUUCUGAGUUGGUGUUCUGUGGGAAAGGUACCAACAUGGAAUUGGAUGAUGAUGUGAAGCCUCAAAUCUUCUUUCUUCUGAGCAAAACAUGGGACACAUUUUCAAGUUUAUAGAAUUAGAAUCUGACUUUUCCAUACAAUGAAAAAUACCUUAAAAUAAAUUACUACUAUAUCCAUGAGAUGUAGUUUUUAAUUGUAACUGUGCAGUGUCGGAAAUCCUGUAGAACAUAUUUAUACUUAAUCAUGUAUUUAAAACGUGUAAUAUUGUAACCUCUUCUUUUUUUUUUUUUUUUAAACCAUUUUUACAUGGUUUCUGACGAUAUAUCUUGACUGUUAAGUACUGUCUGCCUGAGAUGCUGUGACCCUGUAAAGUAUACAUCUGUAUGUUGUCAAUGAAGUAUGUUUAGUGUCCAUCAAAUAAUUUAAUUUCACACUAAAGUAUUUUGACUUAAUUACAAAUACGUAAUGAAUGCAAAUCCAACGUGUAUUCCUUCAUUUUGUUUCCACGAGGCUGUGUAUGAUAAUCAUGCAACAUGUUACUCUAUUUGAGUAACUGCUUUUUCUUAGUUGGAAUGCAUAUACCUUGUUGUGCAUGGUUUUAUAAAUACUUUAUGGCCUACUCUGUGAAUUUGCUGCUGUAACAAACUAGCAUUCUCACAUCUAAAAUAUGUGAAAUAUCUGCAUCUCUGUGUCAAUGAUAUGACAAUAGUGCACUGUGGUGUGAAUGAGUAUUUGUUCGAUACCGGCAAUACAAACAAUUGUGUGCAUUGAAUUUGACUUAAAAGUGUUGUGAUGAAAACCCAAGGCCAGCUUGUCAAAGUUCCUUUGUCUCCAUCCUAUACAGUGUAUUGGAAAAAUCACACUAAGCAACUUCGAAAUGACUACCCUCAUUCUUAGGACAAUAUAUUUAACAUUUUGAGUAAUGUGUUCACUGUGUAGAAGAUAAACCUUUGUUGCAAGAAGAAAUAUGCUGUGGUAUGUGUUUGCAGUAAAACAACAUUGUUUCAAAUGGUUUGUGCUGAUAUUUUUACUUUUUUAUUAAGUUUAUCACAUUAUGCACUGUAACAGCCAGGUGUAAUAAUUGUUGUUCAAUUUAAUUUGCU
This is a messenger RNA of Phycodurus eques (leafy seadragon), 3370 nucleotides long. RefSeq names its product StAR related lipid transfer domain containing 5 (gene stard5). The record is from RefSeq and is a predicted model, not a curated record. The transcript has 6 exons. The coding region runs from base 564 to 1223 and encodes 219 amino acids. Gene Ontology annotation, molecular function: lipid binding. Lineage: Eukaryota; Metazoa; Chordata; Actinopteri; Syngnathiformes; Syngnathidae.